This is a messenger RNA of Zeugodacus cucurbitae (melon fly), 439 nucleotides long. Its product is annotated as chymotrypsin inhibitor-like. The transcript is spliced from 2 exons. Bases 85 to 330 code for a protein of 81 amino acids. The record is from RefSeq and is a predicted model, not a curated record. Lineage: Eukaryota; Metazoa; Arthropoda; Insecta; Diptera; Tephritidae.
AAAUAGGCAAGGAAUCGAUCGCUAAAGCAAUAGUGUUUCUCAACUUCUUCGGACAACUAGUCUCAAUACAGAUCGUUUGUGAAAAUGAAUACUAAAUUCUACUUGCCAUUUUUGCUUGCUGUGUGCAUUGUUGGAUUUGUGUCAGCGAAGCCACAAGCCGGCAAUUGUGGACCAAAUAACGUACUUUGUCUUUCCGAAUGCCAAGUAACGUGCGCUAGCCCCAAUCCUGCAGGAUUCAUUUGCGUAAUGCCAUGCGUUGCCGGCUGUGUGUGUCCACCUGGCUAUUUGUUGAAUGACCAAGAUAUAUGUGUCCUACCAGAGGAUUGUUGAAUGAUCCCAAAAUUAUAGAAAACAAAUGGGAAACUAUGUAAAUUCUAAUGUUAUGAAUAUUAAAAAAUAAAAAAACAUUAAUAAACAUAUUUAGCAACGUAUUAAAGCA